UAUAAGCUGGACUUCCACCGAUGAAUUAGUAGUAAUUGUGAAGUAAAGUUGUUAAACAAAUCGAACUAAUUAAAGAAGGUUUAAUUUUAAAAACAAAAUCUGUGUUCUGUUUGGACGGUUAUAUAGACACAUCAAUUCCAGCACCAACUAAUACUCAUUCUUUAUUCUAGAGAGAGAGAGAGAGGAGAGAAAUGGCGUCGGCGCGUUCAUUUGACGACGGUGGGUACACUACCUUUGAUGAUUCCUACGCCGCAUUUUCCUCAGCCGAUGCGCCGCCUUACUCCGCUCCCGCCUACGCCCCGCAGUACGGCGACACUGAGGAAGCGACGGUGGAUCACGCGAACGGCGACGAUCCGUUUGGAUUCGGGUCUAAUGAUCAACCAGUCGUAUCGUCCGGCACGAUUCCUAUCGCUAAUGGUAACGGAAGCUCGCCUUUUGACAUUGGGGAAGAUUCGGAGGGGAUUUUCAGCUCGGACGGACCGAUCCUUCCUCCUCCUAGUGAGAUGCAGGAACAAGGAUUUGCUCUUCGGGAAUGGCGGAGACAAAAUGCAAUUCAGCUGGAGGAGAAGGAAAAGAGGGAAAAAGAAAUGCGGAACCAAAUCAUAGAAGAAGCUGAAGAAUAUAAACAAGCUUUCUAUGAGAAAAGAAAGCUUAAUGUAGAGACUAACAAAACAACCAACCGAGAGAGAGAAAAGUUAUCCUUGGCCGGUCAAGAAAAAUUCCACAAAGAGGCUGACAAACAGUACUGGAAAGCCAUUGCAGAGCUCGUUCCCAACGAGGUGGCCAAUAUUGAGAAGAGAGGAAAGAAGAAGGAUCAAGAUAAGAAGCCAUCAAUCGCAGUCAUUCAAGGGCCCAAACCUGGUAAACCUACUGAUCUUUCGAGGAUGCGCGGAAUAUUGGUGAAGCUCAAGCACAAUCCCCCGCCCCAUAUGUUACCGCCCCUACCUGCUCCUGCCAAGGACGGGAAGGAAAACAAGGAUGAGAAAAACGCCAAAAAUGCUGCCGCUCCUAAUACUGCCAAAGAGUUGACAGUCGCCCCCGCCAAAGGCUCUGUUGUAUCAGAUGGUGCUCCACAAACGGGGGAAGAACAUGCUGCUGCAGCCAAUGAUCAGCCAGCUAAGUAAGACAAAGUUUUGAUUUUCGAAAUUCCGAUUUUCUCAUCAAGAGUCAUUUUUUCUCCUUUGUCCUUUCUGCGUCUGCUGUUUUGCAUUUUCGAUGAUGCAGGGAUGUGGAAUUUUACCAUCUAUAUCCAGCAAUUCUUUGUUGAGUUCAAAAAUUCGUUAUGUUGUUGCUGUAAGCCCUUUUUUUUUAUUAUUGAAAGAACUAGUUUCUGGUGUUUCA
This is a messenger RNA of Salvia miltiorrhiza (redroot sage), 1341 nucleotides long. Its product is annotated as clathrin light chain 2-like. Gene Ontology annotation, molecular function: structural molecule activity; clathrin heavy chain binding. Bases 192 to 1124 code for a protein of 310 amino acids. The transcript is spliced from 3 exons. The record is from RefSeq and is a predicted model, not a curated record. Gene Ontology annotation, cellular component: clathrin coat of coated pit; plasma membrane; clathrin coat of trans-Golgi network vesicle. NCBI's taxonomy places the organism in Eukaryota, Viridiplantae, Streptophyta, Magnoliopsida, Lamiales, Lamiaceae. Gene Ontology annotation, biological process: intracellular protein transport; clathrin-dependent endocytosis; clathrin coat assembly.